Funneliformis geosporum is the source of this 3264-nucleotide messenger RNA. The record is from the annotation of a GenBank genome assembly. Lineage: Eukaryota; Fungi; Glomeromycota; Glomeromycetes; Glomerales; Glomeraceae.
AUGUUGAAUUCGACAGACUGGACAGAUUAUGUUCGUUCAAACCCUUCAACACCAUCAAAUUCACCACCCCCAAAUUCUGUCACAAACUCAAACAGCCCUUAUAAUAAUGGUUCCACCAUGAAUUUGGAUGAUUACCUGAUUAACCCGUUCGGAUUCGAAGGUCUUUAUCCAUACAACACUCUUGGAACAACAAUUCCAAUGACCGCAACUUCAUACUUUUCCGCUAAUCCCAAUUUUGGCUUUGAUGAUGUUAACAACACGACAUCUUGCUCUAGUAACGUAAUCGCUAAUCAGCAUCAUGGUGGUGUGAAUGAAAAUGAAUCACAAAAUCAUCAAACGUUGGAUCAAUUGGCCGCCGCGGCUGCCUUAAUCUCCGCCUCUCGUGAUGAUGGUCCUUCAAUGAGUGAGAAUAUUCGUCAGAAUCGCAACAGACCUCAUUUAAUGCCUUUGAACAUUGAACCUGCAACCACAAAUUCAAACAUUUACCGGUUCAGUGAGAAUUUUAAUUUCGCGGACUCUAUGUCAAGUUCUCCAUCUUCUGCGGUCACAAUGCCACCAACGCCAGUAUUUUUCGAACCGGGAUUUCUUGAUGGCGUCACAAACACAAUCACCGAUGGGUUUUCUUUUGGAAUCAAUCCAACCACAUUAACUUCUGAACAAUUGUUGGAAAAUAAUCAGAUUUCUGUCUCUCGAUCUCAUAGUUACGACAGUGUUUCAUCAUCAUCUCAACAAAGUACAAUCUUCACCUCCGACAAAAUUAUUGAAAACCCUCAAACUGUUACUCCGGCUGCAAUCACAAUUAAUCAACCUUAUCAACCAAAUUUUGCUCCAUCCCUUUCUCGAACUCCAUCUGCUCUUGGCGUAGAAACUGACUAUUUUAAUAGUAAAAAGCAUCCAAAAGGUCAAUGUGAACAGGCUAAUAAAAAUAAUAAUGUUAGAAGAAGAAGCAGAACUUUGUCUAAUCCUCCCAAUAUAAAAGCGGAGCCAAGUACUCCGGCUCUUUCCCCACCGGAAUCACCAGGAGCGUCCGUAUCAAGCUCUUCGUCUCCACCAUCUCCCUCACCUCCACAAACUCCAAAUUACAUGCGUCGCGUGUCGAUUAGUCCAACGAUCAUUGAAGAGGAAGAGGAAGUUAUGAUGUCAAACCCUAACCCUGUUCCACUAGUAACAUCAUCAUCUCCUUUCGUUCCGGAUCUGCCAAACAUUAAUUCGGUCAAUCCGCGACUUACUCAAAGUGCUGCAGCUAAUGUGAUGAGGCCUGUUAUACAACAAUAUUUAAAUUCUUCUAAUCCAGCAGCAUUGGGCGAAAAAACUGUUAUGGUUCUAACUUCAAAAGUUGCUCAAAAAUCCUAUGGAACCGAAAAAAGAUUUUUGUGUCCCCCUCCUACUACGUUGAUUUUGGGAUCAAAUUGGUGGAGUCCGUCACCGCACAAUCAUAAUGUUGGACAUUCAUCAAAUUCAACAACUUUUAGCCCACCAAAAAUUUCUGUGGGAAUUUCGGGCGAACAGGGACAUCAACAAGGAAUCCUUGAAUGGAUUAGUCCUUCUGGUAACCCACUCGAUCCAAAUUCAUGCUCCGAAAUGGCUUUCAGCGGGAAAUGUGUUUCAAAACAUUUGUAUAUUAACGAUGCUGACGAGAAACGAAAGAGGGUGGAAGUUUUAGUGAACAUCCAAAGUCCAAUGGGUCAUAAUUUUGGCACGUUUGCUAGUAAACCUGUCAAAGUCAUAAGCAAACCAAGUAAAAAACGACAGAGUGUGAAGAAUAUGGAAUGCAAGUCGCAAACGGUGUCAACGAAAUAUCUUGGCGUGUCAAUGCAAAACACAAAUCAAACGUUUGGACCUUGGUAUAGCAAUGGAAAUAACAUGUCAUCAAAUCCUAAUGAACAACCACAUCCAUGUUUUGUUGCACGAACGGGAAGUUGGGACCCUUUCAUCAUUUGGAUCGUUGAUCCACAUCACGUCAAGGGAAAAGAUGAUCACCCUCAGCAGCCACCUCAUCCCAAUUUCCCUCGUCCACCACCUGCCGCUAUUAAAACAAAUUCCAACAAUCCCACGCCGAUUCACUACAAUCAGCCCAUCGUCUUACAAUGUUUGACAACAGGGAUGACAAGUCCGGUCAUGAUCAUUCGCAAAGUUGAUAAAGGCAGUAUGGUCAUAGGCGGGGGUAUCCUUGAACCAAUGAACGGAUAUAGUGAUGGUGAAGAAGCUAUUGGUGACCCAGUAUCACAAUUACACAAAGUUUCAUUCCAAAUAAAGGACGCUAACAUAGCUACUCCGUCACCUGUCACAUCACCUACAUUCCAACCUUCAAAUCAGGCACACCCACCAGGUCCUGGUACAUAUUUAGCUUGUUUGGGUGACGUUGUUGGAAUGCAGCGUGCAAACGAAGGUCGAAAGAUAAUAAAUAGCUCAACAGUCGGUGCAGGUUUAUUAGAUAUGAAGAUCAAUUCACCAAUACUUUCUCCUACAUCAGAAAUCCCCCCAGUCGUUGCCGCAGCAUUGGCAGGUGCACAAACAAAUUUUCCGUAUGAUUCAACACCAUUGUCCGAAUCAGCGGUAGUAUCUACUGAAGGUGGCAAAGUGGUUAGAAAAAGAAGGGUAUCGUCAUCAGUAGUUAUCAGACCUACCACUACAUUGUCAAAAUCUACUUUAGCUAAAAAUAGGAGAAGAGUGAAUAGUUUGAGUGGUGUUGCUAGCGAAGUUGAUCUAGCCAAAUUUGCUUCUACGACAAGGAACUCCAUGAAUGUUACAGAUGCCGCAGUGUGGACCAUUGUUGGAACUGAUUGUGCUUCAUACACAUUUUAUUCUCCACAAAAUUUGAUGGGCCGUCAAGUCAAUCCUUCAUCGUCCCAUAUUAUUUCACCAUUACCACCAUCUACCCCAGUUACACCACUUCCCAUUAUUUCAACUGUUAUAACAGCUGCAUCUUCGUCUUCAAAUAGCUCUCAUGUUCAAUAUUCAGCGACCCCAAAUACUGUAACUAUUUAUGGUGAAAAUUUUACACGCGACCUUAUGGUAUGGUUCGGAGAUAAGCCAAGUCCAAGGACAGAAUUUCGAUCCAAAGACUGUCUUGUGUGUUUGUUACCUGAAGAAUUGAUUUAUGAAAUAGAUCGUCAUAAUAGUGUCAAACUGGACAUUGUUAAUGCUAGUCUUCAAGGUCGUCAUCUUCAUCUUCUUCCACAUGGAAGGAUGAAUGGUGGCAGACCUAUUUUAUUCAGUCGAAAUGAUGGGAUAGUGUUUAGAACUGAUAAAGUAUGGCCAUAA